Molecule: messenger RNA, 5159 nt
Organism: Sinocyclocheilus grahami
Lineage: Eukaryota; Metazoa; Chordata; Actinopteri; Cypriniformes; Cyprinidae
Product: calpain-15-like
Exons: 14
Coding region: 1113-4622 (1169 amino acids)
Biological process (GO): proteolysis
Cellular component (GO): cytoplasm
Molecular function (GO): calcium-dependent cysteine-type endopeptidase activity
Source: RefSeq, a predicted model, not a curated record
AUCAUCAUCAUCAUCAUCAUCAUCAUCUUCCGCUCCAGCCGAAUCAUAAGUGACCGAACCGGCAAACGGAACCGAGCGAAACCGCACCGCGCAUCUGGACGGCAGCGUUUCAGCCGCAGGGAUCUGUCUGUGUCUGCAUCAUCCAUCCCGAUGCUUUUGACGCUCGACCGCAGCUGAGACCCACAUCGGACCGGCGGAACCGGAGCGCUCAUGUCCUCACCGGGCCCGAGACCACUGCACCUCACCCGAGCCUCUCUGCGCCGUUAAAUAUUCAUAGUCACGAUCUGAGUGUCAAACUUGAUACUCCGGUGCCUAGAGAGACAGAUGAGAACCUUCACAGCCGUCGCUGUCACGUUAUGAACAUCUGCAUGAGGUUUAGAUGAGACUCGGAUGAGAUGCUCAGCUGGAGCAGGACGAGAUUCACUGCAGCACCUGCAGUCUGACCCGCUGAGGGCCUCCACUGGGUCAGAAACCCUCUCUGUGUCAUCGGAGUCCACUGAUGCUGGAGACACAUGCAUGCAUACAUGCUGGAUGAAAUGUGACGCAUCGUAAUCCCGGUGACAGCUGCGGAAAGAUGAGCCACAGACAAGACAGAGAGCGAGAGAGAGAGACAGGCAGUGAACAUGAUUAGAAGGACUGCGCCGUGACUCAACCAGACGCGUAGAAAAACAAGACGGGAAUGGAGACUGGAAACUUUCUCGCUGCGUCAAACUUCCUCUUUUAAAGCCCUAAACGGAGUGUUUUUGUCUCUAGUGCUUCAGUAAUGUGUUGUACCGCCAUCCCCGAAGUGUCGUCCUUCCUCUCAGGCGAGGUUACGGCAGGUUAAACGCCACCUGAGGCUUAGAGAGACUAAAGGGCCUGCGGCCCUCGCAGACCUUUGGGGAAAACGGCACCCGUGGAUCAUUUAUAGACUCGCUUGUGUGCAUGAGCGCUGUCAAUCACAGCCACUUCCUGUCUGUCACUUCCUGAUGUUGAUCUCUGGCAGACUAGAGGAGAUGUCUGACCCUCCGAACUGAGCUUGAGAACCGUUGACCUUUGCGUUUGAGUGUAUUUAUGUGUAUGAAAGACAACCAGACGGACGCAGCGUGUGUGUUUCUAAGUUGCUCGUGGCAAUGGGGAGUUCUGCGUCGUCUCUGACCACGGACAGAGAAUCAGAUCACGGGUUCACCACGGCUCCGUUCCCGCCGGCCGCUCCGAUGGGCUGGCUCAGGACUAGCCACAGCAGUCCGGUGUGGGGAACCACUUUCAUCACACGCCAGCAGCAGCAGCAGCCUAUCCCACAUAGAGAGCGCAGUCACUCUCAUUCUCCUGGCUCGAUGGCCGCAGUUGUGAGGAAUUCUGAUUGGUCAUGCGGUCGCUGCACCUUUCUUAACUCCAGCGGCUCCUUGCGGUGCUCUAUUUGUGAAGCUCCUCGGCAGAAGCCGGAUUUGAACCAUAUUUUGCGCCUCAGCAGUGCUGAGGAACCUCGCUGGUCCUGCCCCCGCUGCACUCUGACCAAUCACCAUGGAUUAGGCUCGUGUUCUGUGUGCGGAGCAGCUCCAGUUACACCCAACGGACCCCUCCCACCCAAGCAGCCCCCACCCACUCCAGUAGAGCCCGCCUCCAGCCCAGAAGCCAAAGGUCAGGUAGCCAAUGGGGAGUCCCAGUUCGCCGAACCCAACGGGGAGGUGUCUGUAGGAGGGGAGGGGUCAUCAGAGUGGGCGUGUCCUCGCUGUACUUUAGUAAACACUCCGGUGGCUUUAUCGUGCUCGGCAUGCGGCGGUCCGAGGAAACUCUCCUUACCAAAAAUCCCUCCCGAAGCGCUAGUGGUCCCAGAAGUGCGCACACCCGUGGUGGGGUUUCCCACUCAAACGGCAGGAGCGUCCGCGCCGCUUCUCAUUGAUCUGACUGAAGAUUCUCCACCCCAAGCACCUUCCGAAACCCCGUCUCCGCCCCCCGUCCCGUUUCUGCCCCCUUCCCUGUCCUCGCUUCAAAAUAACCCUGUGCCUCGCAGCCGAAGGGAAGUCCCACCCCCUGGACGUCCUCUAAACCCCACCCCCUCACCAACAUCGCCCUCAACAUGCCCUCCUACCAAAACCAAGCCCCUCCCACCAUCAGACAACUACCCAAUCAAGCGCCUCGGCGUGCUGGAAGAGGAGGAGCCUAACAACCCUGCACCUCCAAUCACGUCUCCGCCCUCUUGGAAGUGCCCCGGAUGCUCCACCCCCACAGCUCCUCCCUCGUCAUCUGCCGGGCGUUGUGAUGCAUGUCGAGGGUCAUGGCCGGGUUCGGGCGCCGACGUCAUUGACGUACUGGGCGAGUCUGUGCGAUUCACGCCGGCGUCGCCGUCCAGUCCAGACUUCAGCUCAUGGGCGUGUUCCAAAUGUACGUUGCGCAACCCGACAGGCGCGGGCCACUGCACGGCCUGCGGAUCAUCCAAAUUGCACGGUUUCUCCGAGCCGUCCAACUGCUCGUCUUGUUCUCGGAAACAACCGCACUCCCACAUGCGUGCCUUUACUUCCACCUCCUCUUCCUCCAUCUCGUCCCCGUCGGCGCAGGACAAGAGCGCCUGUCAGUGGACAUGUCCUGCCUGCACGCUGUUGAACGAAGUGAGGAUGAAGCAUUGCGCGGCGUGUCACACCCCGCAGCAGUACCUCAAUCAGCGCAAAAUCGGAAAGCCUCUCAAACGCCGGGAGAGCAUGCAUGUGGAAGCCCGCAGGCGCACGGAUGAGGGAGAGGCCAAGGAAUUGUGGGAAAAUAUCGUCAGCUUUUGUAGAGAGCUCGUGAUGGUCUGUUCAGACAAAAGGGAGCGUCCCGCAGAAGUUAAUGGCCGUGUGCUCUUGUUUUUAAGCGCUCUGGCGGUGCUAGCGGAGCGGCCCGAGUUGGUGGAGCGUGUGAUGAUCACCAGAACCAUAUGCCAGGAGGGAGCGUAUCAGGUGCGUCUCUGUAAAGACGGGACGUGGACCACGGUUCUGGUGGAUGACAUGCUGCCCUGCGACGAAUACGGAUUCCUGCUCUUCUCACAGGUUUGUGUUGCUGCGCUUGAGUUUUUAAGCGCUCUGGCGGUGCUAGCGGAGCGGCCCGAGUUGGUGGAGCGUGUGAUGAUCACCAGAACCAUAUGCCAGGAGGGAGCGUAUCAGGUGCGUCUCUGUAAAGACGGGACGUGGACCACGGUUCUGGUGGAUGACAUGCUGCCCUGCGACGAAUACGGAUUCCUGCUCUUCUCACAGGCUCAGCGGAGGCAGCUGUGGGUCGCGCUGAUAGAAAAGGCUCUGGCGAAGCUGCAUGGCUCAUAUUUUGCGCUGCAGGCCGGUCGUGCCAUCGAGGGUUUGGCGACGCUCACUGGCGCCCCCUGUGAAAGUCUGAUGCUGCAGGUCAGCUCAACCAACCCCCGUGAAGAGCCCAUCGACACGGACCUCAUAUGGGCUAAAAUGCUCAGCUCCAAGGAGGCGGGCUUUCUGAUGGGGGCGUCCUGUGGUGGCGGGAACAUGAAGGUGGAUGAUGCUGUAUAUGAGUCUCUGGGGCUCCGCCCCCGACACGCCUACUCCAUUCUGGACGUCAGGGAUGUUCAGGGCUACAGGCUGCUGCGUUUGAGGAACCCCUGGGGCCGGUUCUCCUGGAACGGCUCGUGGUCAGACGAGUGGGCCGACUGGCCGCAGCACCUGCGUCACGAGCUCAUGGCUCACGGCAGCAGCGAAGGCGUCUUCUGGAUAGAAUACGGAGACUUCAUUAAGUACUUUGAUUCGGUGGAUAUCUGCAAGAUUCAUCCUGAUUGGCAGGAAGUUCGUCUGCAGGGCUGCUUCCCGUGCCGGGCGAGUAAACCGGUGACCGUCACCGCCCUCACGGUCCUGGAGAGAACCGCGCUGGAGUUCGCCCUCUUCCAGGAGGGCAGCAGGCGUUCGGACACGGCCGACAGUCACCUGUUGGAUCUGUGCAUCAUGGUCUUCCGGGCCUCGUUUGGGAACGGGAAUAAGCUGGUCCUGGGACGUCUGCUGGCGCACAGCAAGCGCGCGGUGAAGAAGUUCGUAGGAUGUGACGUGAUGCUGGAGCCGGGAGAGUACGCGGUUGUCUGCUGUGCCUUUAAUCACUGGCAGAUGGACCUGACGGGCGCUUUGACACCAGUGUCCAGCCCCACCAACGAUCGCAGACCCAGUCAGGAUUUCCCAGGGUACAUCUUAGCCAUCUACAGCUCCAGACAGGUGAUGGUGGAGCAGGUGGAGGCCACACACACCACGCUCGCCGACGCCAUCAUCCUGCUGACGGAGAACAAGGGAGAGAGACAUGAGGGUCGAGAAGGAAUGACAUGUUACUACCUGACUCACGGGUGGGCGGGGCUCAUCGUCGUCGUGGAGAACCGUCACCCGAAGUACUACCUCCAUGUGUCAUGUGACUGUACCGACAGCUUCAAUGUGGUGUCGACCCGCGGCAGCCUGAAGACCAUCGACAGCGUGCCGCCGCUGCACAGGCAGGUGCUGGUGGUCCUGUCGCAGCUGGAGGGGAACGUCGGAUUCUCCAUCACACACAGACUGGCCCAUAGGAAAGCGGCGCAGGCAUCUCUGGGCGACUGGACGUCUAGUAAAGCCACACACUCACCCCAGCUCACGCCAGACACUGACGGACUGCACAGACCGCGGCCACUUUGACACAUGCUCACACACACACACACAUAGACACACAUAGACACACUGUCCCGUCAUGAAACCACAGCGUCGAGUUCAGACCCGUGAUGAUGAUGAACACACACGCAGCCACUGAGAGGGACUGAGUGGAACUACUGAGCCAAUCACACGUCUGCUCGCUGAGCCAAGACCUGCCCACUGCAAACACAGCCGCUCUGCGCAAGCACACGCGUGUCAUGAUGAGCUGCAUUCACAUCCAUCCUGGAGUCCGCCGGACUUUACCUUCUACUUUCUCUCCAUGCAUUCAGUCAGACGGCAAAUCUCACCUAAAUAUUGCACACGGCUCAUUUCACCCAGAAUUAAAAGGGAAUUUUUUUUUUAAUCACAAAAUGAAGCCUGUUUUUGGGACUAUUAUUAUUACGGUUGCAAUUAUAUAUUUGUUCAUGACAAUUGAGCACAUUUCCCCUCAUGUUCAUAUUACUUUAAGUCUCAUUUUUAUUCAAUUAUAUUAAAUUGUCUGUCAUGCAAUUCAAUUUUCCCCUAAAAUUCUGUAUUUCUGAC